AGAUCGGUGCGGGUCGAUGGCGGAUGGAAGAGCAGGGCCGCGCCUCAAGGUAUACGACGAGCCGACGCCGACAUCGCUGGCGUGGCGGAGAUCUCGCUGCCGAUCCAGGAUGUGCCCUGGGCGCACUUCCACCACCUCCCAGUACGCGUUGGAUGUGAACGUGGAGAGGGUGGAGGACAUGGUGACGCACCAGCGGCUGCUCGAGGAGGCUCGAUACCUGCAUCAUCGGCUUGCCUUGGCGGUGGGUGUCGUCCAGAUUGCAGUGAUACUAUCCAAGAUACAAAUAAAGGAUGGAGGCCAAGGGAGAUUGUGAUGUAGGAUGGUUGCAAAAUAAGAAGGUUUACAAUGUGUUGCAGCAACAGUAGUUUGUUAAAGAAGUCCUCUUCCAGCUCUAGACAAAUAUCUUUGGCGUGAUGCAAGGAUGUCAUCUACGCCUCACGACCUAUCGCUUUCUUGGGAAAAUGGAUUGAGAUUGAGAAAGGAAACAAAGAGCUCGUCUCAGGAAAGGUAUGGAUUUAGGUGCAGUUUAUGGACGCUUUAGAAAUUUUGUAGGCUGCUAGCCAUUUGACUGGUGUUUGGUUGAUAAAUUGUUAACUAAUUGAGUAGAUACUCACUAUCUUAGUUUGGUGAAAUUGAUUUAUAUUUAAGUUUUACAUGGUUCUCUCAUAUUCUUAAUUAACCUGGUGGUGGAUAAUGGCCUAUUGGUAUCUUGGUUUUAUGCCUAUGGGAUAUGGCAAGAGAUGAUGGUCUCAUGGAGCAUUGAUUUUACUUGAUGAUGAGGUAUUUCUUGCCUGUAUACAUUUGUAGCGAAGAAACAUUUUUUCUGGUUAUGAUAAUUAUACGUAUCAUGCAUUCAGUUUUACUCCAUGUUAUCGUUUAAUUUUGAUUCUGCAGAAGAUUUCAGUAGAACAUUGCUCUGCCGUGCUUGCAACAUCCUAAUAGACAUGUGGUUAGAACAGGGCAGCGCAUAUCGUCUCCCGGAUUAGAACAGGCAUGUGAGAAUUCUUGUGCCUCUAUUGUUUAUUUCUCAAUGUUGUUGUCAUACUAUGACAGCCAUGCAGUUUAUUGAUACCUUUGAAGAAUUAUUGAGGGAUUAUGCUAUGUAGUAGCCAAGAUGCAGCAGUUGAGGUAAUAAAUUUCAGGCUUUUGUAUCAUCCUCCCUGGCUUCCUCCUGAAUAACCACCCAACCGAUUUGGUUGUUCAUUUCCAUGACUGCACAGCCUGUUUGCGAUCCACAUUGGCCUCUGUCAAAAAGUUUAAGGUCUUGAACAAUGUAUGUGGUUCUGAAUAUACACUUGGGAGUCCACACAUAAUUAAAUCAUCUGGGAAUGAUGGGUUAUACUUCCUCAUUAAGCUUGCGUAAUGUUAGGAUAUGCAUCCACAAGAAAGGACCAUGAGCUCUAAGUAAAAUCAACACUAAAAUAGGCAGCUAUUCCGAGAACUGAUUUACAUGACUUAUUUUUCCCUUUGUUGUAGAUCUGCUCUUAUUAUUUUCCGUAUAUUCUAUUGAUAAUUUUGUCUACUAAAAAGGUGGGUACUCGUUAAGCAUGUCGUGGCGGAGUGUGUUUGUUCUAAAUUAUGAAUAACCAUAUAAAAUGUGUGACUCCGUCAGUUAUCAUCAUGACACAUGCCUUGAUCCUUCAAGAUUUUCCAUUUCUCUUUCCAUGAGUGAAUGCAUUAUAGAAAUGGCACAUUGAUUGAUUCAUUUUCUAAUGUAGUACCACAUUUAUACACAAGCAGAAAUCCUUAAUUUGGCACACGAGAAGGUUAAGAAGACCUGCAAAUUACGAUUACAGUACAGUUUUAUAUCCCAGUUAGUUGACCAUGCUCUUUUCUGUUUUAUUUGCUGAUGCAACCUACGAUAAGUUUAGUCAAGAUAUCUAUGGUCUCCUAGAUUGCCGAUGUGAGUUUGCUAUUCAGAAAUUUAUAUUUUUUGAUACUAACAAAGAAUCCAGUUGAUGUGUCCAUAGUUUUGUUUCUCUUAGCUAGGAUCUAGAUAAUGUAAAAAUACAAAUCAUUUACUUUUGACCUUCCAGGUUCAUAGACUGUAUCUUUUGUACUGAGCAUCUUGCUACAUUAUUUGUACUCAAGGCUUCGGUUAUUCAAGGCUUCGGUUAUACCUGGUUUCUUUCUGCACUAACAUCACGUAGAAAUUUAUUUACUAGCACAUUCAGUGUAACUAUCUGGGUUGGUUAACCGUUGCACACACACGCAGUUUUUUUCUUUUUCGCUUGACAGCUUUGUGAUUCGGUACCGCUGUUCUUCUUACUGUCCGUUUAUGUUUCACUUAUAGAGAAACGCACUGCUAGCAUUUCCAGAUGUGUACUGGUCUGUUUUGCUUACCUUUUGUAAAAUGGGUUGCUUUGCCUCGUGAUAUUCUGUGAUGUGUUCAUCAUUUACCUUUUUUGUUUCCCAUUAGUGAAAAUGAUUGCUAGCAUCUUUAGAAUGUACAAUAUGUUCAGGUUAGAUUAGCUAUGUUAGGUUAAGAAAUCUCUCCAUUAUGCCGGCUUAUCUUCCUGCAACCUUAACACUUCAUAUCCUUUUUAUUUUUUCAUUUCACUUUAGCCAGUGAUUCAUGGAUCCUAAACAUUCAGAUUCAGGUACGUUUUCUUCUUUCCAGUUGUUCCAUUUCACAUUGUAUCUUUCAUGUACAAUAGUUGGGCAGAUUUUUUUUUUUUUUUUUGGAUCAAGGGUGGUGGUUAGUAUGACACAAAAAAAAAGAUGAUCUAUGGUAUUCUAGACUAGGAUACACAGAUUUACAGUUAGCAUUGCCACUCAACUGAGCUUAUAUUGAUAAAAUUAUUUGGCCCAUUCUUUCAUGGUAAACAUAAAGAGGAAAGAGCUAUGUUCACCUGCCAAAUAUGAAAGCUUGCACUGUUACUUCAUCAGAUGGCCAGUGCAGCAACUCUGAAGUAUUCAUGAUUGGUUGGGUUGUUCAGUUUCUCAAAGAAUUUCAAAAUUGUCACAAAACCUUCAGAUUUUUUCUAUAAAAUCAAGCUAGCUAUCCAAUCAUUUCGAGGUACAACCUUAAAAGGAGACAUCUACGAUUGAUCAAGUUGUCCCUUCAUUAUUUGACAGUGGACAUGCUCUCCCUUCUAUCACUCUUUUAUCAGUUGCAAGGUGCAAGUAAUCCAGUUUAAUGCAGGCAUUACAUCCUUGCAUGCCGAGGGAGCAGAUGACCACGGGACAAAGUAAAAAAGGAAAAAUGGGAGUGCAGCUGGCAAGUUACAUCCUUGGUUUUGUUUAUGUAUCGAUGAUGUAUUGUAUCAAGUCUUAACGUGUCCGAUACCAAUUUUCGUAUUAUACAAUAUAUAUUGGUCACAACUUGUCAACUUGCACAUGAGCAGUGUGGAUUUUUUUAUUACAUUUUAUACAUUUUUACUCUGAAUUAUCUGUCAUCUAUCUCACAUCUGGCUAGCCUCAUGUGGUACCAAAAUAAUGAGGUCUGUGCUCCUACACGGAGUCAAUUAAUUUGGGACAAAGGGAACAUGUCUUUUUCAUGCUCCUAGAUACUGGAUAUGGAUAAUAAAAUGCAUUGGCCUGAUAUAUUUUAGCAUAAAACUAGAUUUGAUCGACAUCAACUGUCUGGCUCAGAAUUUCAAACUUGCAAGGAUUUCAAACUUGCAACUGGACGGUACAAAAUCUGCUAGGAGCGAGAUUAGUCCAUGAUUGGAGUGCCACUGUACGGUGAGGAGGCGCCCCAUGGGGCGCCCAGCCUCUAGUUAGGAAAUAGUUUGUGUGUUUGCUUGAAUGCAUGAGAUUAUUUGCAUUAUUGGAUGAUUCUCUUGUUCUGGCGAACUCCUUCACAGCUCUCUAUCCAUAUCAUAUUUGAUCCGUAUCUAUUUUUAACAAUAGUCUCUCUGAUUUAUAUUGAUUGUCUCAACUUUAUCUACAUAUAGAUGCUAGUAGUCAGCAAACAUGUCUAGAUACAUCCGUAUGUACACAAAGUUAACUCAAUUAAUUCGAAUAGGUGGAGUGUUUAUUUUUUAUUUUGUUUUGUAUAUGGUUUCUGUAUUUAUUUUUUGCUUUUAAAGAGCUAGAAAAAUAAAAUGUGACACUAUCUUCGCUUCAUUUUCAUCCUUGCAAGUCUGAGGCAGUGCAAAUUUUCUGUUUCAUGAAUUGUGAGACCGUGGUACGCUCACAUGAUCACAUCGAAUCUGACCGUGAAUCCGUGAUCACCCGGUUCGCGGACGAACCACACCGAACCAGGCUCGAGCCGCGACCGAUCUCCAUCCCGGCGCGAUGUUCCUGCGCCGCCUGAGCACGUCCGCCUCCGCGGCCCUCCGCCGGCGCCGCCGCGGCGCCAAGGACGACGGCCUCCUACCGGCCCUGCGCACGGAGAUCGCCCACGAGCUCUCCUCCUCCCCCUCCUCUUCUCCCCCUUCCCUCCAUUCCCAGGACAUCAACGACUUCGCCGCCGUGUCGGACGCGCCGCGCGCGCAAGACGUGCUCCUGCGCCGCCGCGGAGGCGGAGACACCGAGGAGGUCCUCGUGUCCGCGCUGCUCGCCCCGCUGCGGUUCGAGGGCGACGAGCCGCUGCCCAGGGACGCGCUCAUGAAGGUCUUCGUCAGCAAGCCGGGGGUGGACCCGCUGCUGCGCUUCGACUGCCGCGCGGCUGCGGGCGACGGCGACGCUGCUACUGGCUACGACAUAACUGCCCUUUCGUAUCACGAGUUCCCUGGCGACGGUGGCGACCGCAAGUAUGAAGGGCGCGACUUCAGAGAUUUGGAUCCUAAACUGCAGACUGCGCUGAAAGAAUACCUUAUGGCAAGAGGCGUUAACUCUGAACUGGCAAACUCACUUCGCGAACACUUGCUGCAGAAGGAGCGCAUCCAGUACGUGGGCUGGCUCAAAAACUUGGAAGAAAUGCUCACGAAAAACAAUUGACCUAGUUAUCGGAAAAUGGAUGAACAAGAGAAUGAUCAUUGACCUACCUAAUCCUCCUCUGUUCAACUUUGCUCUUCGGUUGCUACUCUGUUACUGAUGAAUCGUUUGCUUCAUGAUUUUUUGCUAUGCCAAUGCUGGGUCAGGUAAAUGUUAUGUGCAAGUGUGAUCA
Molecule: messenger RNA, 5056 nt
Organism: Lolium rigidum
Lineage: Eukaryota; Viridiplantae; Streptophyta; Magnoliopsida; Poales; Poaceae
Product: mitochondrial acidic protein MAM33-like
Exons: 7
Coding region: 4243-4887 (214 amino acids)
Cellular component (GO): mitochondrial matrix
Source: RefSeq, a predicted model, not a curated record